This is a messenger RNA of Condylostylus longicornis, 1860 nucleotides long. RefSeq names its product homeobox protein 5. The transcript has 5 exons. NCBI's taxonomy places the organism in Eukaryota, Metazoa, Arthropoda, Insecta, Diptera, Dolichopodidae. The coding region runs from base 262 to 1743 and encodes 493 amino acids. Gene Ontology annotation, cellular component: nucleus. The record is from RefSeq and is a predicted model, not a curated record.
GUCAGAGGCUACUCUCUGUAGUAGUUCGUUUCGUUCAUCAAAUUUUUUGGAAAAAAAUUAGUUUUAAUUGCUUAGAAAUAGAUAGUUUAUUAUUUAAAAAUAUUAAAGAAUAUUUGAAAAUGUGGUAAACAUAUAUAUAAUUCGCUCCUUUAAAAUAAUGACGAUUUGAUUAUAAAAAAGUACCAAAGCCAAUUGCAUAACCAUCUAUCUUCGUGAGAGCGAGAGAGAGUGAGAGAAGGAGUAGAAACUAAAACUGUGAAGAUGGCAGUUUUUCUCCUAAAUAUUUGCAAAUUCGAUGGCUGUGGUAUAACUUUUCCAACUUUAAUGGAUUUAAUAGAACAUAUUGAAUCAACACAUAUAGACUACGACCCAAAAGUAGUUGAACAAAAGGAACAGGCUCAGCCCACCUGCUUACCUUUAAGUUAUGUUCUUAGAUUUAUUGAUGCUACACGUAAGGAAAGCCCUUUUAUAUCAUCUGGGGCUCAUUCUGUAGAUUUGAAAAGAAAGUUGGCAAUUAAACACCAUAGCUAUAGUAUGUCUUCUUCUAACAGAAGUAACACUCCAACAGGAAGUGAACUGGAUGAAGACGAAAUGAUGGUGUCAGAGUCGGAAGAUAGUAAUGACUCUUGGACCACUGAAGAAUUCAGUUCAGAGUUCAUUAUGCGAUAUGGCAGCAGACAUUCUGGUUCUUCCAGUGGGACCCCAGGAAACGAGAAACCAUUUGCGUGUCCUGUGCCUGGAUGUAAGAAGCGAUAUAAAAAUGUGAAUGGUAUAAAGUAUCAUUCCAAAAACGGUCAUAAGAAAGAUGGAAAGGUCCGAAAGGGUUACAAAUGCCAUUGUGGAAAAAGUUAUAAAACAGCACAGGGCUUAAAAAGUCACGCCCUAUCAUCACAUAAUUCAUCUCCAGAUAUAAUAAAUGGGAAUAAUAUUAAUAACAAUAACAACGUUAAUAAUAACAUUAAUAUAAACAGUACUAAUAACUUAAAUAGUAAUAAUAAUAUUGUUAAUAACUCCCAGAAUGGAAGAAGUUCCCCUUCUCAGUCCAUUGGUUCAUCAAGUCCAUCUAGUGUUAGUAAUUUAUCAGGAAGCAGUUCAUUAAGUUCCAAUAUUGGCGGUACUUUAUCUUUGAGUACUGUAAAUCAAAGUCAGCAAACUUCUAUAAUUACUCAACAUUCUAUUCAACCAAUAGCAUCUUCUGCAACAACAAUAUCAGUUGCUCCUACCGGCUUGGUCCCAUCAAACACUACUAUAAAUCAAAAUUCAGCAACUGUGAACAGCACUAAUAUUGCCAGCAAUAUUCUUAAAGGUAAUUUAGGUUUAAUAUCUAUAAAAACAACUUCAGGAAAACCGGCAACAACUGCGAACUUAAUAGCAGCUAAUAAAAUAUUAAAAUUAACUGCAACAAUAGCGUCGACAAGUGCCAAUAACAGUAUUGCACAGAAUGAAAAAUUAAAAUUCGAAUUGACUUCCACGGGAAAUUCAAUAUCAACUAAUACAAACACCAAUAACAACAAUAACCAUAAUCAGGGUAAUACUUUUGAAAAUCUUCCACUAACUCCAAUCAGCCCAAAUAUGCAGCAACAAUCACAACAAAUUACGAAAACGCUUACUGCAGCCGGCAAUACUAUAACUGGAGCUACUAUUCUGGGUACAAAUGGAAAUGGAAUAACUCUUUUAACUACAGGACCUACAACAGUCCAUGGUGGGGUAUUAAAUGAAAAACCGAACGGCGAUGACACGUAGCCUAUACUCAAGACAUUAUUAAUGAGAAGAAAAUAACAUUAUUAAUUUUAAUAAAUAUUAAAAAAAAAACAAAAAAAAAAAAACAAAAAAAAAUACUAUUGUUAUUGGAUUACAUUA